This is a messenger RNA of Cydia fagiglandana, 1352 nucleotides long. Its product is annotated as glycylpeptide N-tetradecanoyltransferase-like. Gene Ontology annotation, molecular function: glycylpeptide N-tetradecanoyltransferase activity. Bases 132 to 1352 code for a protein of 406 amino acids. Gene Ontology annotation, cellular component: cytoplasm. Gene Ontology annotation, biological process: N-terminal peptidyl-glycine N-myristoylation. The record is from RefSeq and is a predicted model, not a curated record. Lineage: Eukaryota; Metazoa; Arthropoda; Insecta; Lepidoptera; Tortricidae. The transcript has a single exon.
AUAAAAAGGAAAUACGUAGUAGUGACGAUUGUAACUACUGCGGAUCAAGUGCUGCCGCCAAUGGCACAGUUGGAGAGACCAAUUUUUGUGACUCUGAUGCAAACAUAUCCAUUGAAGAUUUAAAUGUGCCAAUGGAUGCCAUCAAUCUAGCACAGGACCCAGCUAAAAAUAUUGAAGAAGCCUUCCACAAGCCAUAUCAGUUUUGGAGUACUCAGCCUGUACCUAAAAUUGAUGAAAAAGUUGUUUCUAAUGAACCAAUCGUGUCACCCGAGUGGCUUAAUGUGGAACCAUCAGAUUUAACAGAAAUCAGCUUACCUGAGGGCUUUAAAUGGGAUACCUUAAAUAUAAACGAGCCUUUGGUCUUGAAAGAAUUGUACACACUGCUAAAUAAAAAUUAUGUGGAAGAUGAUGAUUGCACGUUUCGCUUUAACUACCAAAUGGAUUUCCUUAAGUGGGUUCUCCAGCCCCCUGGCUAUAGACAGGAUCUACAUUGUGGCAUGCGUUUAGUCAAGUCUGGAAGGUUAGUGGGCUUUAUUUCAGCUGUCCCUGUCCAGUUAAAGAUUUAUGAUCAAGAGCAAACUGCUGUUGAAAUUAACUUCUUUUGCGUACACAAAAAACUCCGUUGUAAAAGGUUAGCCCCAUUUCUGAUGAAAGAGAUGUAUAGGAGAGUUAAAUUGAGUCAGAUAUAUCUAGCUGUUUACACGGCUGGUAUCGUGUUACCUAAACCAAUUGGUACAUGCAGCUAUUGGCUUAGAUCCCUCAACCCUAAAAAACUGAUUGAUGUUAAAUUUACUCAUCUACCAAGAAACACAACUAUGAAAAAAACUCUGACACUUUAUAAACUCCCAGAUUUGCCUAAGACGUCGGGUUUUCGGAAACUAGAGCCACGAGAUUGUGAUAAAGCAUUUCUUUUGCUAAAAAACUAUUUAAGUAAGUUUGAUUUGACUCCUAUCUUUAAUGAGGAUGAUUUUAAACAUUGGUUUACUCCACAGACAGAUAUUAUUGACAGCUUUGUUGUGGAAGCAUCAGAUGGAUCUAUCACAGACUUUGUAAGCUAUUAUACACUGCCAUUUACUAUGGUAGAUCAUCAUCCAGUACAUGAUACAAUAAAAGCCGCUUAUGCAUUUUAUAAUGUGUCAACCAAAACCUCGUGGGUAGAUUUAAUGCAUGAUGCGUUGGUAACUGCAAAGAACUCAGGGUUUGAUAUUUUCUAUGCACUGGACCUGAUGGAUAAUAAGGAGUUCUUGGAACCACUGAAAUUUCGCUCAGGUAAUGGUAACUUGCAGUACUAUCUGUAUAACUGGCGGUGUCCCAGCAUGACACCAGAUAAAAUUGGUAUAGUCCUACAAUAA